Molecule: messenger RNA, 2649 nt
Organism: Lactuca virosa
Lineage: Eukaryota; Viridiplantae; Streptophyta; Magnoliopsida; Asterales; Asteraceae
Source: the annotation of a GenBank genome assembly
AUGAAAACAAAAGGGGGGAAGAAAGAAAAAGACAAGAAAAUCACAAGGGCAUCAUCAUGUCAUCUUCAACUUCUUCUCAACAAUCACGCCUCCCAAUUGCACAAUCGGACGCUGUUCUUACCAAAUUCGUCUUCGCUAUCAACCAAAGAUAGAUCCCCACGCGUCUCUUUCUCUCUCCGUAACCCUAUCCAGCUUUUAGGGCGCAAAUUGUUUCUGAAUUUGUUUCAACUCGCAUCGUUGCAUCACAAACGCACAAAGCUUCAUCUGUUAGUGUUGUUUCUUCUUAGGACGAAUCGAAUUCAUUCAGGAAUCAUCAUGAUGAGCAUUAAAGAUUGGGUUUUAUCACAGCUAGUUUCAAACUCAUUGGCCACAACAAGACCAUUAUCAGGAAGUGACAGUUUCUUUGAAGAACGCCCUACUAACGAGUUCAACAUUCAUGGUUCCACUCAAACCGCCACCUCGCCACCACCAGAGGCGGUGGCAGAUGUAUCACAGCCGCCCAUUCCCAACCAAGAAACCCCACUUCCUACCCCUCUCCGGCCACCCACUUUUGAGAGUUCCCAUCAACCUCAAACUCUUCAAAAAAACAUGAAUCCAUUGGAAAAGAUCGAAAAGCUUCAAAUCAAAUUCUUGCGUGUUCUUCAUCAUCUUGGCCACUCAACAAACGAUCUCAUGGUAGCCAAAGUUUUAUACCGUAUACACUUAGCAACUUUGAUUCGUACACAAGAAUCUGAUCUCAAAAAAGUCAAUCUCAACAGUGAUAGAGCUAAAGCUAUAGCAAUACAACAAGAAACAUCCGGUCAACCGGAAUUAGAUUUCUCAUUUUCAAUUCUAGUGUUAGGUAAAACCGGAAUCGGAAAGAGUUCAACCAUCAAUUCCAUACUUAAUGAACCAAAAGCCCGGACAAACGCAUUCCGACCUGCCACCGAUCGUGUCCAGGAGAUCUCCGGAAUUGUCAACGGAAUCAAGAUUUCUUUCAUUGAUACCCCUGGUUUGUUGCCUCCAUCACCAAAUACCAUUGGAAGAAACCGAAAGAUUCUUCAAAAAAUCAAGAAACGUUGCCGAAAAUACCCUCCAGAUAUGGUUUUGUACUUCGAACGGCUGGAUGUACUUAACAUCGGUUACAGUGAUUUCCCAUUACUAAAACUUGUAACCGAAGUUUUCGGGAAUGGAAUUUGGUUCAACACGAUGCUUGUAAUGACGCAUUCGUCCUCACCUCUUCCAGAAGGUUCUAACGGGUACCCUGUAACUUAUGAAUCUUAUCUUACUCAAUGCAUGAAUCUUAUACAGCAUUACAUUCACCAGACGAUUUCCGAUUCGAAACUUGAAACCCCGGUUCUUUUUGUUGAAAAUCAUCCAGAUUGUAAAGACAAGAUUCUUCCAAAUGGUCAAAAUUGGAAAUCCCAAUUCCUUUUAUCCUGUCUAUGUACCAAAAUCUUGAGUGACGUCAACAAGAUUCUUGAUUUCCAUGAGAGAAUGGAAUUGGGGAUUCCGGGUUCCCCUCGGAUUCCAUCUUUACCCCAUCUUCUUUCAUCUUUUCUCAAGCAUCAUAUCUCAACCCCAAAUGAAGUAGAUGAAAUCAAGAAUCUUUCUCUAUCGGAUUUUGAAGAAGAAGAACAAGAAUAUGACGAAUUACCUCCUAUACGAAUCUUGACAAAAUCCCAAUUCAAAAAAUUAACAAAUUCCCAAAAAAACGACUACCUCGAUGAGCUGGAUUAUCGCGAGACUCUCUAUUUAAAAAAACAAUUAAAAGAAGAGCUACAAAGAGAGAAAACAGAUGACGGGUCCCCACCACCAGAGCCCGUGGUGUUACCGGAUAUGGCGGUCCCGCCUAGUUUCGACCCCGGUAACCCGCUGCAUCGUUACCGGUGUCUCGUUAACUCCGACCGCUGGCUAACGAGACCGGUUCUCGACCCCCAUGGGUGGGACCAUGACGUGGGAUUUGACGGAAUUAACCUCGAGGGUCAAACUCAAGUGAACGAGAAUUUACACAUGUCGGUUACGGGACAGGUCAGCAAAGACAAACGGGAGUUUAACGUCCAGUCAGCGUGUUGUGCUGCUUACGUGGACCCCCGCGGGCCCACUUACGGCGCUGAGGUGGACGCUCAGUCUUCGGGAAAGGAGAUGGUUUACACGGUUCAUGGUAGCGCGAAGGUGGGGGUUUUGGGAAGAAAUGUGACGGAAUGUGGGGUUUCGUUGAUGUCGUUUGGGGGGAAUUGUUAUUCGGGUGUGAAGGUUGAAGAUGGGUUGUGGGUUGGGAAGAGGGUGAAGUUUGUGGUGAAUGGUGGCCGGAUGGGAGGUGGUGGAGGGGCGGCUUAUGGCGGAAGUUUGAAAGGGGUGGUGAGAGGGAGGGAUUAUCCGGUGCGAAAUGACGAGGUUAGCCUUAUGGUGACGGCGUUGUCGAUGGGUAAGGAGGUGGUGGUGGGUGGGAAUUUGGAGGCGGAGUUUAGGGUGGGGCGAGGGACGAAUUUGUCUGUAAAUGCUAGUUUGAACAACCGAAACAUGGGACAGUUGUCGAUUAAAACAAGUAGCUCUGAACAUUUAGAAAUAGCUUUGAUUGCAGGUGUCUCGAUUUUUAGGGUUCUUUUGAGGCGUAUGGGAUUGGUUGGUACACAUAAAGAUAUGCCCCAGUCAUCUGAUAUCAGCUGA